Varanus komodoensis (Komodo dragon) is the source of this 4948-nucleotide messenger RNA. RefSeq names its product mitogen-activated protein kinase kinase kinase kinase 3 (gene MAP4K3). Gene Ontology annotation, molecular function: ATP binding; MAP kinase kinase kinase kinase activity. The record is from RefSeq and is a predicted model, not a curated record. The transcript has 34 exons. Bases 193 to 2892 code for a protein of 899 amino acids. Lineage: Eukaryota; Metazoa; Chordata; Lepidosauria; Squamata; Varanidae. Gene Ontology annotation, biological process: protein phosphorylation.
UGAGCAGGCAGGGGGGAGGUGGUGUUGGUGGUGAACGCUGCGAGUCGGUUUUCUCCCUCCUCCCCUCUUCCCCUCACCCACCUGCUCACCCUCCUUCCUUCCUUCCCUCCCUUCCCCCCACACCUCGUCCUCCCGGUGGCUGAGGCGGAGCGGGGCAGGGGGGCCACUCCCUGCUCCGGGUGGCGGCGCACCAUGAGCGCUGGCGGGGGGCGGGUGUGCGACCUUUCCCGCAGGAACCCCCAGGAGGACUUCGAGCUCAUCCAGCGCAUCGGCAGCGGCACCUACGGCGACGUCUACAAGGCUCGGAAUGUUAACACAAGUGAACUGGCAGCAAUUAAAGUAAUAAAAUUAGAACCAGGUGAAGAUUUUGCUGUUGUGCAGCAGGAAAUCAUUAUGAUGAAAGACUGUAAGCAUCCCAACAUUGUUGCUUAUUUUGGCAGCUAUCUCAGACGUGACAAACUGUGGAUCUGCAUGGAGUUCUGUGGUGGUGGUUCCUUGCAGGAUAUUUACCAUGUUACUGGACCUCUCUCAGAACAGCAGAUAGCAUACGUUAGCAGAGAAACACUACAGGGAUUAUAUUAUCUUCACAGUAAAGGAAAAAUGCACAGAGACAUAAAGGGAGCAAAUAUUCUUCUCACUGAUAAUGGUCAUGUGAAAUUAGCUGAUUUUGGAGUAGCAGCACAAAUAACAGCAACAAUUGCCAAAAGGAAAUCAUUCAUUGGGACACCAUAUUGGAUGGCCCCUGAAGUUGCUGCAGUUGAACGGAAAGGUGGAUACAAUCAGCUUUGUGAUCUAUGGGCUGUUGGAAUAACUGCUAUAGAACUAGCAGAGCUUCAGCCUCCAAUGUUUGAUUUGCAUCCAAUGAGAGCACUCUUUUUAAUGACAAAAAGCAACUUUCAACCUCCCAAGCUAAAAGACAAAAUGAAAUGGUCAAAUAGUUUCCAUCACUUUGUGAAAAUGGCACUCACAAAGAAUCCUAAAAAAAGACCAACAGCUGAAAAACUAUUACAGCAUCCUUUUGUUAUCCAGCCCUUAAAUCGAACCCUUGCUAUUGAGCUUUUGGAUAAAAUGAAUAAUCCUGAUCAUUCCACCUACCAUGAUUUUGAUGAUGAUGAUCCUGAGCCUCUUCUUGUGCCUCAUAGAAUUCACUCAACAAGCAGGAAUGUCAGAGAAGAAAAAACACGUUCUGAAAUAAACUUUGGCCAAGUAAAAUUUGAUCCACCUUUGAAAAAAGAGACAGAGCCUCAUCAUGAGUUCCCCGACAGUAACGAUUUUUUGGACAGUUCAGAAGAAAUAUACUACACUGCAAGACCUAAUCUGGAUUUGCAGCUAGAGUAUGGUCAGAGUCCCCAAGGCAGUUACUUCUUGGGUGCAAAUAAGAGCCUUCUAAAAUCAGUUGAAGAAGAACUGCAUCAGCGGGGACAUGUUGCACAUCUGGAUGAUGAUGAAGAAGUGGACAGUGAUGAGUCUAAACACUCAACUAUGAAGGCAAAAGUGCCACCUCCUUUACCACCAAAGCCUAAAUCCGUCUACAUACCACAGGACUUGCAUUCUUCUGAGGAUGAUAAUCAAGGAACCAUAAAAAGAUGUCCUGUGUCAGAGAGCCCUGCCAAAUCAAGUACUCAGGUCCCACCUAGACCACCUCCUCCUCGGUUACCUCCGCAGAAGUCUAGCGCUUUAGGUAAUGGAAUGAAUUCUGUACAACUAAAUGGAGACAGAGAGGGAUCUCCUCAUCAAGAGCCAAAUGAGAACAGACACACGAAUCUGUCUAGGAAAGAUAAGAAGGAAAUACUGAAACCAAUUAGUAAUGGUCUUCCUCCCACACCAAAAGUGCAUAUGGGCGCUUGCUUUUCAAAGGUUUUCAAUGGAUGCCCUUUAAAAAUUCAUUGUGCAACCUCAUGGAUAAAUCCUGAUACAAGAGACCAGUACUUGAUAUUUGGUGCUGAGGAGGGUAUUUACACAUUAAACCUUAAUGAGCUCCAUGAAACAUCAAUGGAACAGCUAUUUCCCCGACGAUGCACAUGGCUCUAUGUAAUGAACAACUGUUUAUUAUCAAUAUCUGGUAAAGCUUCUCAACUUUAUUCCCAUAAUUUGCCUGGAUUGUUUGAUUAUGCAAGGCAAAUGCAAAAGCUACCAGUAGCUAUCCCAGCACACAAACUUCCUGACAGAAUACUUCCCAGGAAAUUUGCAGUUUCUGCAAAGAUCCCAGACACUAAAUGGUGUCAGAAGUGUUGCGUAGUGAGAAAUCCUUACUCAGGCCACAAAUAUCUUUGUGGGGCACUACAGUCGAGUAUUAUCCUUUUAGAGUGGGUUGAACCAAUGCAGAAAUUCAUGUUAAUUAAGCACAUAGACUUUCCUGUACCUUGUCCAUUGAGGUUGUUUGAAAUGCUGGUCGUACCUGAACAGGAAUUUCCUUUAGUUUGCGUUGGUGUAACUAAAGGGAGAGACUUCAAUCAGGUGGUGAAAUUUGAAACUGUCAACCCAAAUUCUACCUCUUCAUGGUUUACAGAAACAGAUACUACACAGACAAAUGUUGUUCAUGUAACACAGUUGGAGAGAGAUACCAUUUUAGUCUGCUUGGAUUGCUGUAUAAAAAUAGUCAAUUUACAAGGUAGAUUAAAAUCUAGCCGAAAACUAUCUUCAGAACUCACAUUUGAUUUCCAUAUUGAAUCAAUAGUUUGCUUGCAAGAUAGUGUUUUGGCUUUCUGGAAGCAUGGGAUGCAAGGCAGGAGUUUUCGGUCAAAUGAGAUCACACAGGAAAUUUCUGACAAUACAAGGAUAUUCAGACUCCUUGGAUCUGACAGAGUUGUGGUACUGGAGAGUAGGCCAACAGAUAACCCAACCGCCAACAGUAAUUUAUACAUUUUAGCAGGACAUGAAAACAGUUACUAAGAGGUAACAUGCAUGGGAAUUUAAUCUUGAAAGAAAACACUACUGCUUCAACACUUACAGAUGACAACACUUUAUGGCUGAAAUUGCACAAAAACUGCAGUACCCCAACUUCAGUUGCUUGGUAAUUUAUUGUGGUGUACAAGAGAGCAAGUGAGAGGAAGAACAUUUGCCUGAAUGAUAUGGACAUGCUUAGCACAUUUAUACCACGAAAGUGCUUGAUUCACCAUUUAUGUAAUCUUUGUACAUAUAUGCAUUUUUUUCAGUGAAUUGUAUUCUGAAGGCCUCCCUUGAUUUUAUGUAGAUAGUGGUCAAGUCCUACCUGUACAGAUGUAUAAAGAUCACUGAGGAUAUUUGGGGUACUAUUUUAAGGACUAUUCUAAAAUUGGAUGCUAGCGAUAAAGACAGUGCAUUUAACACUAUUGUUAUUUUAUUAUGUAAUUUACUAAUAUGAAUAAAUCAUACCUUUUAGACAUUGUAACCAAGGCUGUAAUCCUAUUACAAUCUUGUUUUUAAUUUUAUGCAAGUACACUGGUGUUUUGGUUACACAAAGUAUUCAUGUGUGAUGUAUUUAGUCACGAAAGUAAGCUGUGACUUUGUGGAUAUGAUUUGGGUGUUAUAAUUUUAGUUUAUUUGAUAUUUUUCUUUGUGAAACCAGCCAAUUGAACACCUGUAUUUUUAUAUUUAAGGAAAAUUCUCUUAAUUAUUUUCUGUGCUUGGAAAAAUACAUAUUUUGGAAUGGGAAUAAAUCCCAAAUAGUGGUACCUUGGCAUAAUUAUAAAUAUAUAAAAUUAUACUGUAAGCAUUAUUCCAAGUUUGUUAUAACCAGUGCCACUCAUAUCAUGCAAAAGAAAAGGAAUGCUUUAUUUCACAUGAAGUAGUUGGAAUAUUUCGGACUGGAUCAGGAAAAUGACAUGUAAAAGGCUGCUACACAUGCUUAGUGCUCUGUGCAGUACUUUAGUGAUAUGCAUUAACACUUGGAUUAAGAUGAAGGGAUGCAUCUUCUUAAGAUAUGGGUAACGGACUUGGCAGGGCAGGUUGAAUACUAUUUAUAAAGAAUUGCUGUUGUAACUUUUGGAUCUGCAGAGAUCCUCCACCAGUUCUCAUAGGAUUACUAUGCACUGUGGGAUUCUAUACAUGAUUCACAUGUGCAGAGAGCAGAGUAGUCCAUCUACUCUGGUUUUCUUUCUGUGGUGGGAUCUCAGAGACCUGAAUUUUUCAAGCUGCAUUCCAGGGAACCUUGGAGUUCCUCCAAGGCUUAGCAGAGGGCUUCCCAAUGAGAAUAUCAAUAGUAACAGAAAGAGUUCCUGAGAGAUCAUGUGCUUAGCCCUACUAGUUUUUCCUUGCCACGAGCAGACAGAAGGAAUUUAGGAUAGGUUUUUAGUUCAUGCAGGGUAAUACUAAGGCCCAACAAAGAAGGCCUACAGCCCCUGGGGACUGAGCAUGCACCUUAUGCAAUAGCUAAGAAUCCUUGGUAACAUGCAGGAAAUCCUUUAGCAGACAAGUUAUUUCUCUGAAGGUAGGAAACCCACUGCUACACAGGGAUGCAUAUAGAAUGCACAUAGGGCUUUGUUCUGCAUAUAGAAAAGAGUUGCUGGAUGGAAUAAUUGUCUCAAUUCAACCUGUUUAGGGGAUUUUUCUUUUCUUUAAUUCAGCCUUACUCUGUUUUCACUUUCUUCCUUUUAAUGUCUUAACACCUGGCCAAAAUAAUUUAGUUACUACCUCACACAAGUGAAUUAAAUGGUUAUUAAACAUCACAGGAAUUUUAGUUUUGAGUAAAACUAUUUUUGAUUGUUUUCCAGUGCAGUAUGAUGUAAAUGACGAGUUUUAGAAUAAUGCACAUACUGGCUUUUUUGUAUAUGUUCUUUAUACUGUGAUAUAAACUAUGAACAAACUGCAUUAAGGUGAUUUAUGGUCUGUAUUGAUGUUGUUGGUAAUGCUUUUGAUUAUUUCCUAAUGUAUAUAAUGUAAAAUAAACUUUUUUAACAUGUUUGUUGUACAUGUGGAUACCAUCUGCACUCAUUUUCUGAAUAAAUUAAACUUCUGCUGAUUUGGGAAA